This is a messenger RNA of Sinocyclocheilus anshuiensis, 887 nucleotides long. Its product is annotated as synapse differentiation-inducing gene protein 1-like. The record is from RefSeq and is a predicted model, not a curated record. Lineage: Eukaryota; Metazoa; Chordata; Actinopteri; Cypriniformes; Cyprinidae. Gene Ontology annotation, cellular component: membrane. The transcript is spliced from 2 exons. Bases 111 to 587 code for a protein of 158 amino acids.
UAAGCUGACUGUCUUCAUCAGCACAGAGAAGCCUGAACCAGAAUACAGGAAUACGUCUCUGCAGAGCACAAGGCAAAGGAAAUUUCAAUCAAAAUCCAAUAAUCAGACGAAUGGAUCCCAGCCAGUCUUUCAAUCAGCCUCCAGGAGCCUGGAAUUCAUCUGAGAAAUCAGCGAUGUUACAUCCUUCAGCACCACCACCAGCAUACCAGGACAGUUUUGCUGGAUGUUCUCCCUCCUUUCCAAGCCAGCCAGUCCCCCAAGGCCCUUAUGCCCAGGGGCCGUAUUCAGGACAAACUGUGGUCGCUGUACAGCCUGCAGUUUUUGUGACCGCUGCUCCACUGGCCAGUCCAGUGCCAGAUUAUAUGGGCUACUCCAUCUUUACCAUGCUGUGCUGCUGUUUUCCUCUGGGCAUUGCUGCCCUGAUUUACUCCUGCUCUACUCGAAAUGCCAACUACUCAGGACAGCGAGAAUUAGCAGAGAAGAACUCCAAAAUGGCAGUCAUCCUAAAUCAUGCUGCCCUUGUUAUUGGCCUCGUUCUCAUUGUACUGUUGAUUAUCGUCAAUAUUUUUGCUGUUGAUAAAAGCUGAUAGAGCUGUCAUGGUUGGAUGCAGAUUACAAACAGAUUUGAUUCUCUGCAUUGCAAAUGCUAUUUUCUCAAUGUAUCAUUAUAGCCUACAACAUGUGCUUUAAGGCUGAUUAUUGCAUGUUAAGACUUUUUGCUUAUCUUGUAUGCAGCUGUGCUAAUUUGAGUUUUUUACAUACAGUUUUAUUAUGUAUGUACAUAUAUGGGCAUAAAUCUAUCAUAAAUCUGUCUGUCAACCCACGUUUUUUAACCCUUUUUAUCAUGCGGGCAACUGUGUACCUGCCAAUUUAUGAGAAAUUAAUUU